Oppia nitens is the source of this 3610-nucleotide messenger RNA. Its product is annotated as zinc finger protein 729-like. Gene Ontology annotation, molecular function: DNA-binding transcription factor activity, RNA polymerase II-specific; RNA polymerase II cis-regulatory region sequence-specific DNA binding. The transcript is spliced from 2 exons. Gene Ontology annotation, biological process: regulation of transcription by RNA polymerase II. Bases 51 to 3608 code for a protein of 1185 amino acids. The record is from RefSeq and is a predicted model, not a curated record. NCBI's taxonomy places the organism in Eukaryota, Metazoa, Arthropoda, Arachnida, Sarcoptiformes, Oppiidae. Gene Ontology annotation, cellular component: nucleus.
AAAAAAUAAUUAAUUAAUUAAUUUUGUAUUGAAUUUGAUUAUUGAAAACAAUGGUUAAGACUAGAAAAAGUAUCACCAAAAGUGGUCCACCAAUUGAGGACAGCGGCGGCGGCGGCGGCGAUGGCCAUGACUUCGGUAACAUUGAUAUUAUCAUCGAUGAGUUGGUCGCCGAUAAACAAAAACUUGUCGAUGUGUUGAACCAAUUGAAAAGUUUUAUGCAAACAAUUCAUACAAAAUACGAGACAAUGAUUGCCGAGGAAGACAUCAAUAAGUGGCUGAUACUGAAACAAUCGGUGGACACAACUGUCGAGGAAUGCAAUCGAAGUAAAACAAGAGUUGAAACAAAUGAAAUGAUUGUUAAUCCGGAAUCAAAUGAUGUCAGCAAACAAUCGGAUAAUAAUAAUAAUACUGUUCACGAGGUCGACAACGAUGAAGACAUUAACAAACAAGUGGUCAGAAAACAACCGGUCGUAAACCCGCAUCGGUGUCCACACACCGAUUGUGGCAAACGGUUUAAAACGAAAUCCAGUCUAACUGUUCAUUGUUCGCGAUAUCAUCCGAACCUAUUGUCAAACACGUGUCGCGUUUGUCACAAAUCAUUCAAAAUUGUACGCGUUUUUCGCGCACACAUGAAAAUACAUGACUCGUCGUCGACGACUACGACACCGGUGACCAACAAAUAUCAGUGCCCGGAGUGCGGAAAGUCGUUCAAAGGCAGCCGUACUCUUGACAAACAUUGCAAAAGUUUACAUCAGUUAGUGUUAGCCACCAAUACUGGCCACCAAACAACAACAACUACCGAUAAGUUUGUAGCCGUCGCCACCGCCGCUGUCGACAAUAACAUUGCUGUUGAUAAUGAACUGGUGAUAUUUGGCCGAAACAAUUUUGAUCCGAAAACCGGUCAAUACAUAUGUCCAGACGCCGGAUGCGAACUGCCGUAUAGCAGUGCAAAGACAUUGUUUAAGCAUUUUAAGGACAUUCACGACAUCGAAGACGUAGCCGACGAUCAAACUUUUGUCGAAAACGAUGAAAUCUAUGGCGAUUCUGAUCCAAAACUACUGUUACUAUUGAAACAAAACAACUUUGACGCCGAAACCAGACGAUAUCGGUGUCCAUUUCCCGACUGUGACCGCACGUACGCAACGGCUCGCAAUCUGAAGCUUCACUUUCACGUUAAUCACUACAAACACAACUAUCGGCCGUUUGUUUGUCGACAUCCCGACUGUGGCAAAGGUUUUACGCGUAAUUCACUGCUCAAAGAGCAUAUGGUCACACACGACACUGACCGACAGCGUGGCUACCAGUGCUCUGAUUGUGACAAAUCAUUUUACAAAGAGUAUCUUCUCAACCAACACGUCCAGUCCAAGCACUUGCAAGUAAUGAUCUAUAAGUGCGGUUUCAACGACUGUCGCCAAGUAUUCGGUGCUCGUCGUCUACGGGAAGAUCAUCGCCGAAGUAUCCAUAAUGUAAAGUACGCGAUACGCUAUCGACCGGAUAAGUAUGUUUGCCAGUGGCCUGGAUGUGACUAUCGGUGCGGAUCAUCGGGUAAUUUGCGUAAUCAUCAGCGCAUACAUACUGACGAACGGCCGUACGAAUGCCAGUGGCCACAGUGCGGCAAACGGUUUCGUACUAAAGGCGAGUUCAGACAACACGAGAUAUGUCACGAAAAUUUGAAACCCUAUGUCUGUCAAUGGCCCGGAUGUGAGUACAGGGGUAACAGUAGUGGCAAUUUGUCGGCCCAUAAAAAGAUACACAAUCGGCCUAAACAAGUGGGUAAUAGACUAGUAAUGGACAGAUCAGCUGAUCCGACAAAAAUGUUUGGCGUCAUUGUCGACGAGGACAACGACAUCGGCAUUGAAAUCAAUGAUUGUUUUGAUGAACUGUUGGCCGAAAACAACAGACUUGUCGACGAGUUGUUGUCAGCAAAGAAUUGUUUAUCACAAAUGACUGAUCACAUGGCAUGGAUUCACAAGACAUACGAAGCAAUUAUAUCGGCUGAAGAUUGUGCUAAAUGGCAAACACUGAGAAAAUCUGUGGUAACGACUAUUAGUGACAUCAAUUCAAUGAAAACAGAUGUGAAAAGUCGGGAGGAGAAGGAGGAGGAGCCAAAAGAUUGCCAACAAUUCAGUAAAACUAAUGAUGAUUGUGUCCGGGAAGACAAUAGCCGAUUGUUGGCGCCCUCACUGCCGUCUACCUGUCCAACAACAACUACAACAACAACAAUCCCGAAAAACCUCAAUACUAGUCAUAUGAACUCAAGUAAAUCGGAUGUUCAUCAAUGCCAGCGUCGGCUAUAUAUGUGCCGAUACAAGGGUUGCAGCAAACGGUUUAAACUGAAAAGUCAUUUAUCUCUUCAUUCAUCGACCUAUCACUCGAUGACUAACCAAUCAACAGAAGACACCAACAACAACAUGAGUUGCGAUGUCUGCCACAAGACGUUCAACACAAAGACACUGCUCAACAAUCAUCUGAAGACACACUAUGUCCGACGUACGAAAUACCGGUGCUCUGAAUGCGGAAAAUCGUUGUCCACUAAACGCUAUCUGCGAAUACAUCAGCGAACAGUUCAUCUGAUUGUACCGAAUGAUGACACACCCGACGAGGUUCCCGAUUCAGUAGAACCGGAUCCUGAGACCGCAAAGUUUAUACAAUCUCAUUACGACCAGAAAACACAGUUAUACUAUUGUCCGUAUCGCGGUUGCGGCAAACCGUACGCCAAGUUGUGGACAGUCUAUAAGCAUAUGUUGGCAACUCAUCCGCCGCAACAAAAUUGUGCUGACGAUUGGUAUCAAAAUAAUACUGGUUUCGACAAUUCUGUUACCGUCGGCGGCAACGAUGAUGUCGAUGAUUGCCAGCCGAAUCAAAAUUUGCUGCUAUUGUUGAAACAAAACAAUUUCGAUGACAAACAGCAACGAUAUUUGUGUCCAUUUCCCGGAUGUGUCCGCAAAUAUGUUGACAAUUUUGCACUGAAAUAUCAUUUUCAAAUGUCUCACUAUAAACCCGAUUCUAAACCAUUUGUUUGUCAGGUGUGCGGACAAGGAUUCAAACGAAACUGUAUGCUAAAAGAGCAUAUGUAUACACACGAUAGGAACCGACAGAAGACAUACCAGUGCUCUGAUUGUGAUAAAGCCUUUUUCAAAGAGUUUCUACUCAAACAACACGUACGGACCAAACAUUCAGAAGAGAAUGCAUUUAAAUGUGGUAUCAAUGGCUGUGAAGAUAGAUUUUCAUCUGUAUAUCAGCGAAAACUUCAUCGACAGUCAGUCCAUCAGAUGAAGUAUGCACUGAAACGACAGCCGGAUAAACACCGUUGUCAAUGGCCCGGCUGUGACUACCGGUGCGGUUCGGCUACUCAGAUGAAAGAUCACACUCUUAUACAUACCGGUGAGCGUCCGUACGCUUGCCAGUGGCCACAGUGUGACAAACGGUUCCGACGUAAAGCCGAUAUAAAAAAACAUGAGAUUUGUCAUCAAAAUCUGAAACCAUUUGUGUGCCAAUGGCCCGGAUGUGACUAUCGGGGCAAUAGUGUCAACAAUUAUUAUGUUCAUCAAAAAAUACAUAAACGACAACAACUACCACAACAACAACAAAUAGUUAAUACAAUUUAGUG